This is a messenger RNA of Oenanthe melanoleuca, 1168 nucleotides long. RefSeq names its product coenzyme Q9 (gene COQ9). Gene Ontology annotation, biological process: ubiquinone biosynthetic process. The record is from RefSeq and is a predicted model, not a curated record. Gene Ontology annotation, cellular component: mitochondrial inner membrane. Lineage: Eukaryota; Metazoa; Chordata; Aves; Passeriformes; Muscicapidae. Bases 187 to 1143 code for a protein of 318 amino acids. Gene Ontology annotation, molecular function: lipid binding. The transcript is spliced from 10 exons.
AGGGCGCGAGGGGAGUGAGGGAACCGGAGCGGGUGGGGUUGUUCGGUGGUGGUUUUCUUUAGGAGCGUGGGCCGUGAAACCAAAUUCAUUAAAAAAAAAAAAAAGAUACAAACAAAAAAACCAAAAGCCAGCAGCUAAAUUAAAAGUUCCUCCCGCGUGUCGUUGAGUAAUCACUCAGUGGUUAGCAUGUGGUGUCUGUCAGGGCUCUUCGGCUCCCGAGUCGGACCCGCCUUGUAUCCCCUGCUCAGAGUGGUCAGCAAGGGGAACCAGCACUACCCACCACUCCGUGCCCUCCAGGCCUCAGCCGUGCUGAGGAGAGCGUCCGACGAGCACAGGAAGGAGCCACUGGCAUCUUCCUCUCAGCAGCACUUUGAUUCACCUCCAGCUGGUCACCAGCCCGAGCAGAAACCUCAGGGCCCUCACCCCAGUUACACUGGCCAGGGCGGCCAGGAGUCUGAGGACUAUGAGAGCGAGGAGCAGCUGCAGCAUCGAAUCCUCACAGCGGCGCUGGAGUUUGUGCCUGAGCAUGGCUGGACUGCAGAGGCCAUUGCAGAGGGAGCCAAGACCCUGGGCCUCUCUGUUGCUGCAGCAGGGAUGUUUCACAGUGAUGGCAGUGAACUGAUCCUGCACUUUGUGUCUGAGUGCAACUCCAAACUGUCCGAGCUGCUGCAGAAGGAGCAGAAGCUAGUGCAGCUGGGUGAAGCAGAGAAGAAGCCUAUAGAUGAAUUCCUGAGAGAUGCUGUGGAAGCUAGACUGAGGAUGUUGAUUCCUUAUAUUGAGAAAUGGCCCCAGGCCCUGAGUAUCCUGUUGCUCCCACGUAACAUCCCUUCUAGCCUCAACCUCCUCACCAGUAUGAUCGAUGAUAUCUGGCACUAUGCUGGGGACCAGUCCACAGAUUUUAACUGGUACACACGGCGGGCUGUGCUCACUGGCAUCUACAACACCACCGAGCUGGUGAUGAUGCAGGACUCGUCCCCUGGCUUCGAGGACACUUGGCGCUUCCUGGAAAACAGAGUGGCUGAUGCCAUGGCCAUGAGCAGCACAGCCAGCCAGGUACAAUCCACUGGAGAAGCUGUUGUCCAGGGCCUGAUGGGAGCUGCAGUUACUAUCAAGAACCUGGCGGGGCUGAACCAGCGCCGGUGAGGCGGCAGCGGCGGCGAGCACCGGG